Molecule: messenger RNA, 2438 nt
Organism: Hyla sarda
Lineage: Eukaryota; Metazoa; Chordata; Amphibia; Anura; Hylidae
Gene: SPDL1
Product: spindle apparatus coiled-coil protein 1
Exons: 12
Coding region: 157-1989 (610 amino acids)
Biological process (GO): mitotic metaphase chromosome alignment; mitotic spindle assembly checkpoint signaling; protein localization to kinetochore
Cellular component (GO): outer kinetochore; spindle pole
Molecular function (GO): kinetochore binding
Source: RefSeq, a predicted model, not a curated record
CGGCAGACGGUAUGUAUGCGGUUCUGUCCGUACACCGGGGCUGCGGCAGGCGGUAUGUAUGCGGUUCUGUCCGUACACCGGGGCUGCGGCAGGCGGUAUGUAUGCGGUUCUGUCCGUACACCGGGGCUGCGGCAGGCGUAUUAGGGAUCUGACACCAUGGACCAAUCGGAUAUCACUCUAAAGCUCCGGCGUCAAUUAAAGGAGGUAGAAGAGGAGAGAGACAGGGCCGCUCAGUAUGGGCUUCAACUACUGGAAAGUCAAAGUGACCUACAGAAUCAGCUGGAGGAGCAGCGGAAUGAAAUGACCAGCACUAUUGAGAACUUGGAACAAGAAAAGUAUUCGCUCCAACGGGAAGUUGAACUAAAAAACCGGAUGCUAGAGAGUUUAUCAUCUGAAUGUGAAAACAUAAAGCAACAGCAGAAGGCUUGUCUUGAGCAGUUACAGGAACAACUAGAGCGCAACCACAGUCGUGAAAUGAGUGAAGUAAAAGACAAGAUGGAGAAGCUGAAAGCUGAACUAGAUGAAGCAAGAUUAAGUGAGAAGCAACUAAAACACAAACUGGACCAUCAGACCGAGCUGCUAACUAACAAAUCGGAGGAAUUGCGGAUGAUGUCUGAGCGUGCUCAUGAAACUAUGUCUUCGGAAAUGGUCACCCUCCAGCUUGAAAUAAAUGAACUUGAAAGUGCAAAAGCACAAUUAGAAGAAGAGAUGAAUGAAUUGCAGUAUCGCCAACAGCAACUUGUGCUGACUAAUGGAAACCAAAGUCGACAGCUAGAACGACUUCUGUCGGAAAAGGAAGAGCGAGAGAAAGAGGCUGUUAGUUAUUUCAAUGCUUUGGAGAAAGCACGAGAAACAAACCAGGAUCUUCAGAUUCAACUUGACAGUGCUUUACAGAAGGCCCAAGACCCCAACAGUAGAGGCAACUCCUUGUUUGCAGAGGUGGAAGACCGGAGAGCGGAAAUGGAGCGCCAGCUGAUCAGUAUGAAGGUGCAGUACCAGUCCCUACAGAAGCAACAUGCUUUUUCCAGACAACAGAUGCACCGAAUGAAGGUGCAAAUAGCAACUCUGUUGCAAUUGAAAGGUUCGAAGUGUGACCCUGAACAGCUGGAAAGGUUACAGUCCAUGGUUGCUCAGAAGAACAGUGAAGUUGAGAAACUGCUGGUAAAAGUGCGCCAACUAGAGAAAUGUCAGCAAAAUCUAGAAAACGGCCCAUCAAAGAUAAAUACUGAUCCUUUGGUGCAAGGUGAUGAAGUUUAUUAUGUGGAUUUACUUAAAAUGAAACUGGAGAAUUCAAGUAAGGAGAUAGAGAAGAUAAAAGAUGAAUUAUCUCUGCAAAGAAUGAAGGCUUUAGCAGAAAGCCAGCGGGUCUUGGAGCUGGAAAGGAAGCUUUUUACCAACGAUAGGCAUCUUAAACUCUCCCAGGGCGAAAACAUGAAACUUCGUGUCAGCCUGGAUGAACUCAAAAUGAAAUAUGAGCCUGAUGAAAUUGGUAAAUUGCGAACUCAGAGGCGAAGGCGAGAACAACUUCCACUCGACUGUCCAGCUGAAGAUGUAGCUAAUGGUGUAGACCUGCCUGUCAGUGCUUAUGAUCCUGUUCCCAACAUUUCUCCCGAAGAAAAAGAAAAUGUGACGUUAUUGUCAGAAGAUAAAGCCUGCUCUCAUGAAAAGGAACCAGUAUCUUCUGCUGAACAAGAUGUACCAAGUGAACCUAUGAUUGAAGAUAAACCCAGCGUUACCCAACCUGUGAAAGAGCGGAAAAGAGUAAGAAUAGCAGAAGAUAUAAAUGACACCCAAACUUUAAGUAAAAAGGACUGCACCAUCGCUUCUACAUCCCCCAGGUCGUCGGCUGGAGACUCAAGUCAUGAACCAACAAAAGCUGAUGAGGAGAAAGACUUACGAAAGUGUGAGAGGAAAUCAAGACAUAGAGCUCAGCCUAUUCUGCAUGUGUCUUCAAAGCCCACCUCAGUAACUCAGUGCCCACAGCAGUAAUACAUUGUUCUGGAUCAUUUAUCACACACUGAGAACCCAGUUUUUUUUUUUUAUAUACAGUGUAAGUUUUUCUAUUUUGUAAAAUAGUUGAUGUAGGAUAAUGUUAUAGGUUUUGUAUGAAAAGAAAAGCCCAAAGCAACAAAUGUUUCAUUAGUGGUUAAAGCGUAACUGUCACAAAAAAUAUGCUUGUGAAGCUGCACACACAAUGCACUAGGGCUUCACAAGCAUUUUCUUGGCAUACCUUUAUAGCUACCGUAUAUACUCGAGUAUAAGCCGACCAGAGUAUAAGCCGAGACCCCUAAUUUCAACCCAAAAUCCCAGGAAAAGUUAUUGACUCGAGUAUAAGCCUAGGGUGGGAAAUACCUCAUCCCCCCCUGUCAUCAUCCAGACCCGUCAUUAACAUCCUCAUCAUCCCCUUGUCAUCAUCCCACACAUCCCCCCUUCAUCAU